AUGUCAGCAAGCAAGGAGAAAGAUAUUGACCAUCUCCCAAAGAAUGCAGCCAACUAUACAGCUUUUACUCCACUUGGCUUCCUGGCGAGAGCUGCUUUAGUCCAUCCCAGCCGUACAUCUAUCAUCCACGGCUCUGAUCAUUACACGUGGCUCCAAACUUACCGGCGCUGCCGCAGAUUAGCAUCCGCUCUCAUUAAACGUUCCGUCACCUUCGGUAGCACUGUUGCUGUAAUUGCACCAAAUGUACCGGCAAUGUACGAAGCACAUUUUGGAGUUCCAAUGGCAGGAGCUGUUCUGAAUGCUGUCAAUAUUCGUCUAAAUGCAGAGACUGUUGCAUUUCUUCUGGGGCAUUCAGAAGCUGCUGUUGUAAUGGUUGACCAAGAAUUUUUCUCCCUGGCAGAGGAAGCUUUAAAAAUCUUGUCUGACAAGAGCAAAGGCAACUUCAGGCCUCCUCUUCUUAUUGUUAUUGCUGAUAAAACCUGCGAUUCGAAGUCACUCCAACAUGCUCUUUCAAAAGGAGCAGUGGAAUAUGAGAGAAUUCUGGAAACUGGUGACCCAAACUUUGCAUGGAAGCCACCACAAGAUGAGUGGCAUAGCAUUGCUCUUGGUUAUACUUCUGGCACGACAGCGAGUCCCAAGGGAGUCGUGCUCCACCAUCGAGGGGCAUAUCUGAUGGCUCUCAGUAAUGCUCUUGUAUGGGGAAUGAAAGAAGGGGCAGUUUAUCUAUGGACUCUUCCCAUGUUCCAUUGCAAUGGCUGGUGUUUCACUUGGGCACUGGCUGCUAUGUGUGGAACAAGUGUAUGCCUUAGACAGGUAACAGCAAAGGCAAUCUAUUCAGCCAUAGCCAAUCUUGGCGUCACACAUUUCUGUGCUGCUCCAGUGGUGCUCAAUACAAUUGUGAAUGCUCGAAAAGAAGAGACCAUCCUCCCUCUCCCUCGUAUUGUACAUGUAAUGACGGCCGGCGCUGCUCCACCCCCUUCUGUUCUUUCUGCAAUGUCUAAAAGAGGCUUUCGCGUUACGCACACUUAUGGCCUCUCAGAAACAUAUGGUCCUUCCACCAUAUGUGUGUGGAAACCUGAAUGGGAUUUGCUGCCACCUGAAAACCAAGCGCGAUUGAAUGCUCGACAAGGUUUGCAGUACAUUGCCUUGGAAGGCCUCGAUGUUGUCGACACAAAAAGCAUGACACCCGUUACUGCUGAUGGAACCACAAUGGGAGAAAUUGUUUUCAGAGGUAACGCUGUGAUGAAGGGAUAUUUGAAAAAUCCCAAAGCCAAUCAAGAGGCUUUUGCAAAUGGAUAUUUUCAUUCUGGUGAUCUUGCUGUGAAGCAUCCAGAUGGUUACAUAGAAAUUAAGGACAGAUCGAAGGACAUCAUUAUAUCUGGAGGUGAAAACAUCAGUAGUCUUGAAGUAGAGAAUAUGCUGUAUCAACAUCCUGCAAUAUUGGAAGUUUCAGUGGUGGCAAGACCGGACGAGCAAUGGGGUGAGUCACCUUGUGCAUUUGUCACGUUAAAGGGAGACUUGGAAAAAUCUGAUCAAAAGAGCUUCGCAGAAGAUAUAAUGAAAUUCAGUCGAUCAAAGAUGCCUGCAUAUUGGGUUCCAAAAUCUGUGGUAUUUGGACCAUUGCCAAAGACUGCAACUGGAAAAAUGCAGAACCAUUUGUUGAGGGCCAAGGCAACGGAGCUGGGAUCAGUGAAGAAGAGUCGCAUAUAA
This is a messenger RNA of Coffea arabica (coffee), 1710 nucleotides long. The record is from RefSeq and is a predicted model, not a curated record. NCBI's taxonomy places the organism in Eukaryota, Viridiplantae, Streptophyta, Magnoliopsida, Gentianales, Rubiaceae.